AUCGCCUGUAGAGAGACAACCAUUUCAAUUAGAGUUUUUAUGGCCGCAGUUGGUACAGCAUGUUUAAACGUGGAUGUUGAGAAUUCAGUGAACGAAGGACCUCCGUAGAAGUUCCUCGUCCAAUUAUAUAUAAGUAAAAAUCUUCAGAUCAUACAGAGAAAUUGAAAUAUGUUGAUGCAGGAGGAGAAUCAUGAGCAGUGCAAAAGUGACAGCAAAUGGUUGGCUGUAGGCGCGAAGGAGGUGGGAAGAGGUGCCGGAGCAGGAAGCUUUAUUUCGAAGUAUUUUUCGUCCGCAUCAGCACGUGGUGCAAAAAGCAGGCAGUCGAGGGGCACCAGCGAACGGAGUUUCGAGGAUGAAGAGGAGCAGAGGAGAGAACACGUGCAGUGGACUUCUAAGUCUGGCGAAGCUGGACACGCGACUACACCGAGGACACCUUUGGAAGAAAGCGCGGCCUUUUUUUUGCGGACAAUGAGAUACCAACCGUGGCCCGCAUCUCGGCUACAGCGCACCUUUCCGGCGCCGAUCGUCGAAACUGCUCGGGCAGUCAUGAAUAUCUUCAGUUAUGGCCACUGAGGAAGUCGAAGUACUUAAGUAAAGUGUUAUAAAAACUUGGAUCAUGAUUACACUAGUAUGAUACUUUAGCUUCAGACUACUUCUAACUAGAUGAAGUCGCGUAUUCUAGCUGCUGAGAAAAAAAAAAGAGAAACUUCAACUUGUAGCGAUGCCAUCAGAUGGUGAAUUUUUGCCGAAAAUAAUGAUUAUCUUAGUCGAUUUCAUUUGCGGCAGAUUGGGACAGCAAGGACUAGGGAUUUACACUCACACGAGCAAGAGCUAUUGGAGCGAUUCCGGUUGCAGGUGUGUGCGACCUAUGCCGUAGAAUCGGAGUUGCUGCUUUUACGAACCGCGUUGGCCGAGCUAGGAUGGGUGAUGCCCGGCGGAUCGGAGCAUGAUGCACCGAAGAUUUGCCAUCCCCACAAGCUCCUGCUCCAAAGCAAGAACUGUGCCGUGAUGUCCGCUUCGUCCACGCUCAAGGCGUUCGCUGAUGGAAAAAACAUCAAUAAUACUCUUGGUACUCCGUGUUCUCGGACGUAUAUCAGUCCAAACGCAGGGCCUCGUCCAGAUAGUGUUGAUCUUGAAAAAAUCGACCGUUUCAACAAACGAACAAAAAGUGCAAUGUUGUCAAGGAACACGACGCAAAGUUCUAUCAAGGAAGACACCAAUUCUGUCCGCGAGAAUUUGAUAAAAGCAAUGACGCGCACGAACUUCGUAUGCUAG
Amoebophrya sp. A25 is the source of this 1275-nucleotide messenger RNA. NCBI's taxonomy places the organism in Eukaryota, Dinophyceae, Syndiniales, Amoebophryaceae. The record is from the annotation of a GenBank genome assembly.